Molecule: messenger RNA, 5170 nt
Organism: Piliocolobus tephrosceles (Ugandan red Colobus)
Lineage: Eukaryota; Metazoa; Chordata; Mammalia; Primates; Cercopithecidae
Gene: NAB1
Product: NGFI-A binding protein 1
Exons: 8
Coding region: 1216-2736 (506 amino acids)
Biological process (GO): negative regulation of DNA-templated transcription
Cellular component (GO): nucleus
Molecular function (GO): transcription coregulator activity; transcription factor binding
Source: RefSeq, a predicted model, not a curated record
UGUGGCCCAAGACAAUUCUUCUUCCAGUGUGGCUCAGGGAAGCCAAAAGUUUGGACACCCCUGACAUAGAGGCUCAUCCUUCCCUAAGUCAGAUUCUUGCUUUUUAUAAACCUUUUCAGUUUCAGCCUCUGGUGUACCCAUUUCACCCUUCUCCCAGGCCCCUAUACCUUCAAGCUAUACUCUCCUAAACUUGGACUACUUCAGAGGCUCUAAGUAUAGUCUUUCUGUCCUCAGAUUUCCUAUUUUCAUUGUCCCCAUUUCUCAUCUCAAUAUUUCAUUAACGUGCAUCAGAUCUUGUCUAGAUGGUAAGAGGAAAACAAUCUGGUGGAACUAAUUUACCUUAAUCUGUAAAUGACUCAUGAGCUCUUAACUCUUUCCAAGGUUUUUCACAUUUUUUGUAAGUCUGUAAGAGGUUGCUAUUGACUCAGAUAAUUUUAAAAUAAAAAUUGCAGGCUGCGUUGGGGGAAAGAAUUUCUAGUCUUCUGCAUAAAUAAGUUAAGCCUUACUAGGAUUUUGCCCUUGGUUUCUUCCCACUCCUGGAAGCGUGUGCAUAUGUGUAUUGCUGUAUAUGUUUGUGUAUGUGUAUAUAAUAAUGAUUCCCAUAGCAUGGAGGGGAGAAGAUGCAAGAACAGUGAUUAUAAAUCCCUUUGACUAUAUGGAUUAUUAAUGAGAUAGAUAUUUGAUGAUGACUUACACCGUGUUUAUAGGAACAGAGAAGCAAAGACCUAGGAUCUCAUGACUGAACUUGAAUUCUUAAAAGGCAGGUGUUGGGGCCAGACUCGAUCCAUGAUGUGUAACACUAACCACUUGUAGUUCCUGUAUUGGGAGAGCAUCUUUUGCUUUCUUGGGAGAAUAGCCAUGUUAUAGGAGUGCACCAUAUAGCUUUUUAAGAAAGAACAAGUAUUAAGGAUGAGAGAAUGAAAAGGAUUGUAGCUAAAGUAACAGGAUGCCCUGUUAUUGGAUUGGCAAUUCAUUGAGAUACCGGUUUACACAGAAGGCCUCCGUUUUGGAAUAUGAAAGGUUGCUGAUCAGAUUCUGACUCAAGACAUUGGGUUUCAUUGCACAGCAACCUUUCCAGAAAUGUUAUUUAUCGUAGAAACUUUGCUAGGAAUAAAGGGGGACAAAAGAGUAAUGAAACCUAAUUCUGCCCUCGGGGUGCUUAUAACCUAACAGUGACUUGUUCUGCAGAGCCAGGCAGGUUGCCUUCCUUGUGCCAUGACUCCUUCACAGCUGCACAGCAUUUACCACAUUGUGUUAAACCCAUCCAGAGUAAUGGCUGCGGCCUUACCCAGGACCCUGGGGGAGUUGCAGCUGUAUAGAAUAUUACAAAAAGCCAAUCUACUUUCUUAUUUUGAUGCCUUUAUCCAACAAGGUGGGGAUGAUGUCCAGCAACUCUGUGAAGCAGGAGAAGAGGAGUUUUUGGAAAUCAUGGCACUCGUGGGCAUGGCUAGCAAGCCCCUUCAUGUUAGAAGGCUGCAGAAGGCUUUGAGAGACUGGGUCACAAACCCUGGGCUUUUCAAUCAGCCGCUGACUUCCCUUCCCGUCAGUAGCAUACCCAUCUAUAAAUUACCAGAGGGAUCACCGACAUGGCUGGGAAUAUCCUGCAGUAGUUAUGAAAGGAGUAGCAAUGCCCGGGAACCUCAUUUAAAAAUCCCCAAAUGUGCUGCUACCACCUGUGUGCAGAGCUUGGGACAGGGGAAGUCAGAUGUGGUCGGGAGCCUAGCACUGCAGAGUGUUGGUGAGUCCAGACUCUGGCAAGGCCACCAUGCCACUGAGAGCGAGCACAGCCUCUCCCCAGCAGACCUGGGCUCCCCCGCGUCCCCAAAGGAGAGCAGCGAGGCGCUGGAUGCUGCCGCUGCGCUCUCUGUGGCUGAGUGUGUGGAGCGGAUGGCCCCCACACUGCCGAAAAGUGACUUGAACGAAGUGAAAGAGCUGCUAAAAACCAACAAGAAGUUGGCCAAAAUGAUAGGUCACAUCUUUGAGAUGAACGAUGAUGAUCCACACAAAGAGGAGGAAAUUCGGAAAUACAGUGCAAUAUAUGGCAGAUUUGACUCAAAGAGGAAGGAUGGGAAACAUCUCACGCUCCAUGAGCUCACUGUUAAUGAAGCAGCUGCUCAACUCUGUGUGAAGGAUAAUGCCCUGCUGACAAGAAGAGAUGAGCUUUUUGCCUUGGCUCGGCAGAUUUCUCGAGAAGUCACCUAUAAAUAUACUUACAGAACCACCAAGUCAAAAUGUGGAGAAAGAGAUGAAUUAUCCCCAAAGAGAAUUAAAGUGGAGGAUGGGUUUCCAGAUUUCCAGGAUUCUGUGCAAACGCUCUUCCAGCAGGCUAGAGCUAAGAGUGAAGAACUUGCAGCUCUUAGUUCACAGCAGCCUGAAAAGGUGAUGGCAAAGCAGAUGGAGUUCCUUUGCAACCAAGCUGGCUAUGAGAGACUACAGCAUGCCGAGAGGAGGUUGUCUGCAGGGCUUUACAGGCAGAGCUCAGAAGAGCACAGUCCUAACGGCUUGACUUCCGAUAACUCAGAUGGACAAGGAGAAAGACCUUUGAAUCUCCGAAUGCCUAAUUUACAGAACAGACAACCCCAUCAUUUUGUGGUGGAUGGGGAGCUGAGCAGACUUUACCCCAGUGAGGCAAAGUCCCACUCAUCAGAGAGCCUUGGGAUUUUAAAAGACUACCCUCACUCAGCUUUUACCUUAGAAAAGAAAGUCAUCAAAACAGAGCCUGAAGAUUCAAGAUAGCUGUGAUUUCUCUCACCGUUUUCUGGAAAUGGCAUCAGAUUUAAGGAUAAUACUCCAUCAUAGAAAUAAGCCUUAAUAACCAGUGUUGCCUCAUUCAGCUCAAACAGAUUUCAUAGCCAAAGCAAAAGGACUGGUACGGUAGUCUGUGGAAACUGGGAAGAUAAAACAACAGCCACAAAAGACAAAAUCAAAAGAGUGUUGCAAUCUAUAAUAGUAAUAUUGAUUCAUUCACAUUCCUGUGUUAAGUCAUUUUAUAUGGAAAGGCUUACAAAUCAAUAUUGUAAGCAUUCAUUAUUUAAGAAUGUACGAUGUAUUUGUGUAAUUUAUAGAAGUAAAAUCUAGAUGUUGAGACCUGUUUGGUCCAAUAGAUGUGGAUACAGUUUAUUUUACUUGAAAUUUUGUUGUCUACUUUGUGUGUUUAACGUAAAUAUAUGUCAGAGUUUAAAAUCUUUGCCUGCAGUUGUGAAAAAGAAAGCUUAAGUGAUGUAGUUAUUGGCAAGAUUGCAAUGAUUAUGGAAAAAUAGAAAGCAAAUACUCAGUUUAAGCCAAGGAAAAUAUUGUGGAUUUAAUAUUUGAUAAAACUGAUUUUGUUUAACAGGAAAUGUUGAGCAUUCACUCAUAUAACAUCUGGUUAUCAAUGCACGUUUACACAAUAAAUACUUGAGUGGAGGAAAGUUAAAAAGAUGAGCAAUAGAGUAGAAAAUAUCUCUUAAACUAGUUGACCUAGAUUGCAUUAAUAACUAUUUGAGAUGUUUCAAAGAUAGGAAGCUAUUACGUGGACAGAGAACUUGAAAUAAGUGGACCCAUGUAUAAAACCUUUGACUUAAACAUUGAUAUUUCAGAAUGUGUUAAAUAGAUUAAGACAUAGUAAGUUAACCCUACAUGUUAUAAAGAUGGUGACUGUUAACAAAGGCUGUAACAGAUUAAGUACUAUUUUAUAUCCAGAAAGUCUUCUCUAUGUAGAGAAGUCAGAGAGACUAGAUGCUCUCACCAGGGAAUGUCUUCCCACCCAGCCAUCACAAGUGUGGACAGUCACUGCAUCCACAUCUGUAGGCAUAUUUCUAUGGAAGUUUAGUUGACAGCUAUAUUCAUUAUUUAUUUUACGAUUUCAUUUUUCUACACCUUUGAGAUUUAUGAAUGCAGUUUUUUCUUAAAAUUUAUUUUAAUUUGACAGUAUGUUUUUAGUUCCCCCAAUUUAAUUAGUGGACCAUAUGCAUAUAUAUGGGAGUAUGCUUACAUGUUAAUAAUAUACCUGCAUACUUACAAGAAUUUCACAUUGGAAUUCAUAAUGGUAAAAAAAACAUACAUCUGCCAAUAUACAUUUUUUCUGUUGGUUUAAGAGAAGAUAACUGACAGCUUUACCUGCUUCCUAUAGAUGCAUCUAAACCCAGAUAUUGCUGAGAAGAGUGUAUUGACUCUAAGACUGAGUGUAAGAGAGUAUGUGUUUUUUUGUUUUUAGUUCUGCUCUAGAUCAUAACUGUAAAAAAUAUUAAGUCAUAAUCUGUUACACUAAAAUUUGUCAGCCAAAUGUUAGAUGAAAUGUCUGCACUGUAGUCUCAGAUCACUGUCACAUAUAUAAAUUGCUUCUUCAUUUUAAUUUGUAGAAGUAGGAAACACCAGUAAACAACUUUUAUACUGUUAAAAGGCAUUUUUCCCCUUCCUAAAUGUUUUAAUUGUAUCAUAGUGUUUUGCUCACUGAAGAAGCUUUUUAUGGACCUUGCAACUUUGUUGCUAGCUUGAGGUUGAUUAUUGUGGUUGUAUUGUUCACUGUGUGUAGAAAUAGUAUGAGUACGAUUUCAAUAGACUGUUCAGUUUUUAAUAUUAGCCAUAGCACUGGUUAGUAUCUCAGUAGUUUCAUGAAACGUUUCCUGUAUUCCAAUCUAUUUUGAAACUUUUUGUUUUUUUUUUAAAUUGUGUCUUACAGUCAAGUUUGUAGAUUUUCAUAAGCCACAAUUUUAAAAGAUGCAGUAAUCUUCCAACUUCCAAUAUUUAUCCAUUCGUUGUGGACCCACGCAUUGCAUCUUUAAAUUCAUAAUAAGUUUCCUUAACUAUCUUAUGUUUCUGGUCUUUUAAGCUUAGUGAUAAGGUGGAAGCACAAGAAAAAUUUCAGUAGAAUACAGUUUUUAUUUUGUAAACACUAAUGUAUUAAACUUGCUAUACAUUAAAGCAAAUAAUAUAUAUUUUUAUUUGAAUUGUAUAUGUGAAUUGGAAGUUAUAACUAGUUGAUUUUUUCAUUUUGUUAGAGGUAUUUUCACUGAACAAGGUCAAUUGGUUACCUCAGUAUUACAGCCAAUAUAGUCCAAGGGACCAUUUCUCCCCGAGUCUCUUACACUUUAUUGUGCGAUGUCCACGUUUUUGUGACUCUUCAAGCUGUUGGUGAGGUGGGACGAGUGCACUUGCUUCCUGUGGCAAUAAAGAUUUUCUGUGCCUCACA